Musca domestica (house fly) is the source of this 3400-nucleotide messenger RNA. RefSeq lists its product as uncharacterized. The coding region runs from base 122 to 1675 and encodes 517 amino acids. Gene Ontology annotation, cellular component: nucleus. The record is from RefSeq and is a predicted model, not a curated record. Lineage: Eukaryota; Metazoa; Arthropoda; Insecta; Diptera; Muscidae. Gene Ontology annotation, molecular function: zinc ion binding. The transcript has 3 exons.
UCGGGGGCUUUUGACAUUUCGUAGUUUUUCAUUGGCAAAAGUUGAUAAACAAAGGGAUUUGCGUUAAGAAAACCAAACAAAAAUUUAUCAUUUAUCAUGAGUUAUCUAGAAAAACUCCAUCAUGCUGCUCUGUCGCCUAUGUUUGAAAGGGAGUAACGAUUGUGAGAGGCUGUACAGCGAGUGCGGAAAGGCUACUUCAGUAUAUGAAAUAAUCUACCAUUAUUUUCAUCCCAAUAUCUUAAAUAUGGAAGCGGCAAAGCAUUUAAAGGUAAUAUGUUCCAAAUGUUGGAGACACAUUCAGAACUUCCAGGAUUUCGAAUUAUCCAUAAUGGAUGCCCAAACAAAGUUAGGCGAAAUGUUUGAUCUCAAAACGCCAUCUGAGGAAAAUGUGAAAAAAGAACCACUCAAUGUUGGCAAAACAUUAGAAGAUGACACUAAACUAAAAGACAUAACAACGGAAGAAGAUGCAUCACUGGGGCAUUUUAAAGAAAUUGAAAAGGGCGAAGAAUUGGCAUUCAUUUCGACAAAAAUUAAAGAAGAACCACAUGAAGAUGAAGAACUGGGAACAAAUGAAGCCGCAAAUAAACAGGAAAUCAACAUGGUUUCCAAAGUGGAAGAUUUGGGGAAACAUUGUAACUCCCCAAAAUCUCUAAAGGAAACUUUGGAAACAAAUGAAGACAUAAAUGAAGAUGGCGGUUUUCUAACAUUAAAAUCUGAACCUGAAACCCCAAUGCCAAUAGAAAUAACGAAUUUUUACACCCUGGCCAUGGAUUCCAACAAUGAUAGCCUUGAAUUUAUGGGUCGAUCUCCAAGUCCAGAGUGUGAUUUGAGUCAAGAUCAAGUUCAAUCUCCCACUCCAGAGCCUGAUGUAAGACAAGUAAAUUCGAGUUUUCUGAUGAAUCUCUUGACAUCUGCUGACAACGUUUCGCAUCCAAUUAAUCAAUUAAAUAACAAUGCUUCUACCUCCCAUACAUCUGGCAGUCUAGUUUCAAAUUUACAAAACCUGGAAAAUAGCCAAAUGGAUAUACAUCCUGAAUUUGUGCCCAUAAGACAACGUUUUGAGGAGAUUACCCAAAUGGAAGAUCAUCUGAAGGUUCAGGAAGUACGUUUCUUAGAAAGUCUUCUAAAUAUCGAAGAUGAAAUUGUGGAACCGAUUCCAAGAAUUUCCUAUGAGAAUGUUACCAGCCAGAUUGUGGCUCCCAUUGACUCCGAAGCAUCAAGUGUCAUCGAUUAUGAUAUCGAAGAUGAUUUGGAAUCAUGUGAGCUCACGAGCAUGGCUUCGGAGAGUUGCCAUGAAGACAGUGCGAUGAAUAGCUUUGAGGCUAAACCCACACAAUUUGAAAAUCGUCCCAUAAUCUCUGUGGUUCCAAUACAAGUAUUAACCUCUUUAGAUCAUAGCAAAGCUUUAGAUUCUAAUGAAAUACUACCCCAGCGGGAGGAAGUAACUUCCCCCGUACCCAUUACCAGCAAAAGAAGAAAUGAGAAAUUUCUUUAUAGUGAGAAUAGUAAAAGUUCCUUUAUAUCCAAGCCUAAGAGUGCCGUUACACAAAAAUCUAUUUCUACAUGUUCGGAAAGUACAAAAAAUUCCCAUUCAAAAAGAACAAAGAAGGUCAACAACAAACGACCAAGGAAAGGUGCCAUAACCGAGAAAUUGAGAAAGAUGUUGGCAAAGUAAUGAGGUUUUCCAGGGGUUGAAGAUGAUCUAUAAGGGCUUUUAGAGGUCUUUUAUAGAUCGAAGACAUUGUAAAGCUCUUCUAGAGAUCGUAGACAUUCUAAAUGUCAAGGAUUACCUCCUAAAGAAAAUUAUUCAAAAUUGUUUGUCUUGUGAAGAUGUUAAAAUGUUUUCUCUCUAUAAAAAGCCUUCCCUAGAUGGAUAAAGGGUCUUAUAUUUAUGAGAGAUCUCUGGAAAGCUUUGCCACUUUCUUCAGGAAACCUUGCCUCUGUAAAAGGUCUUCUGUUGAUGAAAGACCCGUAUCUUUUUCAAGCCUUUGUGCUAUCUUUUAGAAAUUAAUCUUUUGUUGAAAACAAUAUUUUUUUAAAACUUCUUGUUUUUUUUUUUAAUAAACGUAUGUAAUUAUUAUUAAUAAUAAAAUUUAUGUAUUUUUUAAUUAAUUUAAAAAUUAAUUUUUUAGGCUUAGUUUCCAAAUAUAUUUUUGUAAAUAGCAUAGGUAUAAUACACAGGGUGAGAUAAAAAAACUGCAACAUCAUUUCUAAGCCACUUUUCCGACAGCUGUUAAAAUUAUUCCAGUGACAGCUCAUUAUAUUGUUUACAAGCGAACAAAAGCACGAAAGAAAGCAGCAACAUCAGCAGAAAUGGUUCGAAAUUUAAAGAAGCGACUUGAUCGAAAACCGCGUCGCAGUGGCCAAACAAUGGCUCGUGAGCUGAACAUAUCGCAAUAUUCUAUUCGGCAAAUAUUAAAAAAUGAGCUCUGGGCAAAGCCAUUGAAAUUCCAAAAGAGUGCAAGAACUUACACCGCAACAGAAGGAAAAUCGACUCAAAAGAGCUAAAGAGUUGCUUCGCUUGACUUGGCCGAAAGAAGUGAACUACCGAACUCCAUGAGAAAACAUUCGUUGUCCAGAAGUUUGUAAACAAACAAAAUGAUCGUGUUUACCUGACAAAGAGGUCUGCUGAGAAUGUGCACCUUCGGUGCUUCGGUUGGUCACCAGAACUCAAGCGCCGACCAUGGCGAUGGUGUGGCCCGCCAUAAUUGCCGAUGGUCGUUCUUCGCUAGUAUUAAUCCACGGUGGCAUCAAAAUAAAUGUCGAAUAUUUUCGCGAAAAUAUUCUGUAUGGUGUAUUAAAGCCGUGGGCUCGCAAACAUUUUGGCCACAUAUCUGGGACAUUCCAACAGGACACAGCACCAUCGUACUCAGCACACGCCACCCAAGAAUGGUUACAAAAUGAGGUUCUUCGCUUCAUUCCCAUUCGCACAAUGGCCACCAAAAUCUCCGGAUACCAAUCCGUUGAACUAUUGUGUCUGGAGUAUUUUCAAAAGCAAGGUUGGCAAAAAAAAAUUCCAAAGGUCGAUCACCUCAAGCAAGCGUUUCGUCGGAAAUGGGCCAAAAUACCGCAGAGCAUCAUUCGGGUAGCGUGUGACGAUUUAUUGACCGUUUGAAGGCCAAAGGUGAACAAUUCGAACAAUAAAAAAUUGUAAAUUUGAUGCUAUUUCCGAAUUUUUUUGAUUUCAUUUAAUAAAAUUAAAAAAAAAAUUUUAAAAUAUGACUUUUGACUAUGACUUUGUUGCAGUAUUUUUAUCUCACCCUGUAUGUAUUUAUUUUUUAAAAAAUCUAAUGUAAUUAAGACCUUUACGCUCAUUUGAGUUGUUUUAUAUUCCGUAGUGUUAAUUUUAAAGAUUUUUGUACAAAAACCUGAACAAAUUCUAAAAUAAAUGACAUAAAAU